Chenopodium quinoa (quinoa) is the source of this 1132-nucleotide messenger RNA. Its product is annotated as DNA-directed RNA polymerase V subunit 7-like. Gene Ontology annotation, biological process: DNA-templated transcription initiation. Gene Ontology annotation, molecular function: single-stranded DNA binding; single-stranded RNA binding. The record is from RefSeq and is a predicted model, not a curated record. The transcript is spliced from 2 exons. NCBI's taxonomy places the organism in Eukaryota, Viridiplantae, Streptophyta, Magnoliopsida, Caryophyllales, Amaranthaceae. The coding region runs from base 339 to 866 and encodes 175 amino acids.
ACCGUUAACACAACUACUAACGUUGGAAUAAUGUUAUAGGAUACGGUUGAAUAAAUACCUUAAGUUGGAGGGUACAUCUUGUAAUUUUGAAAAAACAUGGGCACGCCUUAAAAACUCAAGAACCACGGGGCAUAGCUUAAACCCAAAAAUAAAAAAUAAAAUAAAAUUCACUAGUUUUAGCAAAUUCGCAAUUUCUCACAAAACAUCUUUCUGCACUUCCACUGCUCAACUUUCUCCCUCUCUCUCUCCGCCCUCUUGCUCCCCUCUCUCUCUCCUCCUUCUCCAUUGAAGCGCACUCAACAUCGCACUUGAAGUUCUCCAUUUGUUAUCUAGAAACAAUGUUCAUCAAAGUACAACUGCCUUGGAAUGUGAUCAUCCCUUGUGAGCAUAUGGAUGUCAAAGGAUUGAUGCUGCAGAAGUCGGUCAUACUUAGGUUGAUGGAAGAUUUUGCAGCCAAGAAGGCAACAAAGGAGCUUGGCUAUCUGCUUGCGGUCACAACUCUGGACAACAUAGGAGAGGGAAGAGUCAGGCAGCAAUCUGGGGAUGUUCUUUUUCCUGUUACCUUCAGCUGUCUCACUUUCAAGAUUUUCCGUGGAGAGGUUUUGGAAGGAACUGUCCACAAGGUCUUGAGGCAUGGGGUGUUCUUGAGAUCUGGACCCAUCGAGACCAUAUUUCUCUCUGCUCAGAAGAUGCCUGGCUAUCAACAUGUUCCCGGUGAAAAUCCUAUGUUCAUAAGUGAGAAGCAGUCGAAGAUUGAGAAAGAUGUGGUGGUGCGCUUUUGUGUCAUCGGGACUAAGUGGGUGGAGACUGAAAGGGAAUUUCAGGCUGUGGUUGGUUUGGAGGGAGACUUUCUUGGACCUGUCUGAUCUUUUAACUUGUUGCAUGCUCUGCCUGAUCUGCCAAAUCUUAAAAUCUGGGUAUUUUUCUAACUGUAGUAGGAUGUAUAUAUUUGGUGUUACACCAUUAACUGUUGCUUGAAUGUGCUUGGUUCAAAGCAUUGAUUUCGGAAGUAUUAGGGUAAUGCACUAUGGAUUGUUAUUAAACCUGCCUAUGAGCUGUAUGUAAGCUUUUUAAAAGAGCAUAUGUAGACAUCAGCUUGGAAUUUGCUUUCAUAUCGUCAUUUUAUUGCUUA